Molecule: messenger RNA, 261 nt
Organism: Lathyrus sativus (Indian pea)
Lineage: Eukaryota; Viridiplantae; Streptophyta; Magnoliopsida; Fabales; Fabaceae
Source: the annotation of a GenBank genome assembly
AUGCAUCUUUGGCCAACAAAGAAUCUCAGAGACUCCUUCAAGUUAUCUUACAUUAAAAACCUCGAAUGGAACUACCAAAGAAUGGAAAAGGACCGACAACGUCAAUCAUCAACCCAACAGAAACUGUUGGAAGACGACAACAACAACGUUGUUGACACUCCCCAAACUGGAGUGGCAGCUUCCAUAUGUCAUGAGCUUCUAUUGAUUCUUUCUUGCUGUUACUGUUGUUUCUGCUGCGGUGCUUGUGUUGACGAGAAAUAA